AUGUUAACACGGUGCAAGAAGCAUUUUGAUGGAGAGGUUGCAGUGUCACCGGCCAGUACGGCGAUCGAACGUAUUUUUAGUGGUGCAGAAUACGGAGGCGAGGACUACAUUGCCCACAUACACGUUCGUUGGAUUAGAGUUGAGGAAGACCUAUGUUUCAAAUACGUAGAAGAGAAGCUUGAGCAAGACAGUUCCAUAACACUAUGGAGUCUUGUAACUGGAGCAAGUUACUUUAUGAAUAGCUUCAACUAUUAUCGAACCGCAAACGCAAUCUAUGCUCAUCUGCGUAGCGCAGUAUCAGCUUCAAAAGCCCAGUCCAGCAAGACCCAUGACCUGCCGCUUGUUAGCAAAGCACUAUGUUCAGAGGGCUAG
Molecule: messenger RNA, 372 nt
Organism: Fusarium venenatum
Lineage: Eukaryota; Fungi; Ascomycota; Sordariomycetes; Hypocreales; Nectriaceae
Source: RefSeq, a predicted model, not a curated record